Molecule: messenger RNA, 1735 nt
Organism: Pomacea canaliculata
Lineage: Eukaryota; Metazoa; Mollusca; Gastropoda; Architaenioglossa; Ampullariidae
Exons: 5
Coding region: 186-1502 (438 amino acids)
Molecular function (GO): RNA binding
Source: RefSeq, a predicted model, not a curated record
CGCCACAUAGCUUAGAAUGUUAGGACCGGGCCUCGAAAAGAAAACUUUGCCCACUCCUAGAGUACGGUGUAAACUAAGCAGUGUUGAUGUUUGACAGGUUUAUGUACAACCUACGAACAUCGCUAAGAGAAAGCAGAAACAACGUUUGACAGUCCUGGUACAAUCUGAGAGGUGACCAGACAGACAUGUACCAUUAUCCACCUUCUGCUUUACUACAGCCACAAGAUGAUUGCCGGAGGGAAACAGAAAAAGGAGAAAGAGUUUCUGGAGGUGGGGGCCGGAUCAAACUUUACAAACAUGCACUGACUGAUUAUCAGGCUGCUUUCCUUGCAGAAACAGGAAAUUCUUUCCAACUUCAAGAGAUCAAGAAGAAGACAGGAGCCAAUGUGGAAAUCGACCUUAACCGGUCACCUGUACCAGGUAUGAAGAUCGUAACCAUCAGCGGCGUUCCAUCACAGAUAGAGGUGGCAGUCAGCCUCAUCAGUCAGAUAACUGGAGGAAAGGGAAAUCUCUCAGAAGAAGCCCAGACAUUCUGGCUCCAGUGGGUUGAGGCGGCAUUCCCUAAUCUCAGUUCUCAGGCCUACUUCCUGCCUCCUGUUUACUUCAACCGCGUGCCCAUGACUAGAGAUUCGAUAGCUGGUCAGGAUGUUCUCGUUCUGAGGUCAACACCUAGACAACUUGGUAAAAUUAAACGGUUGGCUGAAAGUAUGGGAAAUUUACUAACAUCAUCCACAUCACCAAAGUCACUAAAACAACAGAAUUUAAUGUUCAAGCAGACAGUUAUGAUUCCAUCUUCAGUGUCUCACACUUCCAUUCCUCAAUCUCCUUUCGUACAGGACAGCGAUGUUAGAGAUGAUGCAGCCAUGCAGCGAGUUCUUUUUUCUCUUCAGAGUUUAUCAGAAAAGACCCAAGAGGUCUUAGUUGGACUCACUCACCUUCGUUUCGGACAGUACCUUGGUGAACCUUGUUUCUCUGUCGCGGCUGCACACCUGCCUCGACACGCCAACCUUCCUCCUGAUCUGCCACAGAACUGGAAACAAGGAGACUUUGAUGUUCUUCUUAUUCACCGACAUUACGGUUUUAUCACGUGUGCAGUUAAGGCUUUUGGUGAUAACUUUCAGGAAAUCGACCUGCCAAAGAAGGAGAUGGAGAAUAAUAUUAGGAGGAAAUUGAAGGAAGCCAUUGCGCAGCUGAGCAAGGAGGAGGCAAUGUUGUCUCACCUGGUGUCUGACAUCGCUCCCGGUCUGCGCAUCACUAAGACCAUCGCACUUCCUAACCUCACGGUUCAUCAGGUACAACAGGCCAUCUCCGAGGACUUUAAGCUGAAAGAGGACCUGUGCGGAUGUCUGGGAACAGCAGACCCCGCCAACAUCCCAGGUCUGUGUCUGUGCUGUGAUCAGUUGUCUGACCCCAAGACCCCGUGUGACGUCAGUAGUCACGUGCUGAGGGAACUCGGACACUGGUGGCAGCGACGUGUGGGGCUGGACCUGACCCUCACAUGACCAGUGACAUGUACAAACUAUUAGUGGCAAGGUAUAAAAUGUUUUUGCAGUCAGUUGUUUUCAACGACUAAUAAUAAAACCUGUUUUUGUAUACAGAUGUCGUGUUUACCUUAGUGGUAAGACAGUUCAGUACUACAUGCUAUUUGGUUUACCAGGUUCUGCGGUCCGGCGACAACAGUGAGUGUGCCAUGCACAUGUCCUCCACGUGUGAGUGUCAAGACCCUGGGUCAGGC